CCCAAAAUACCCACCUGAAGCCCUUUGCUUUGUAUGGAAGUGGCCAGCAUCACUGCCGGGGUGAAGGAUAUAUCAUUGGAAACACAGUGACCAGUGGUUAUAUUCGUGCUACCAUCGCCGGAAGUGAUGAGGAUCGUUAUUGUGCUGUCACUGCUGCUGCUGAACAUACAUCAUGUCAUAUCAGCACCCAAAGGCGUCACUGCCAGUCUAUCAGCAAAGUGGAGCAUGACGCCUUUCCUUCUGGAGACCAGUGAAUUUAUUGGAGAAGAUGGGAAUGAGAAAUUCUGGCAGUUUGUUGAUACCGUGAAAGAGCUCACUGUAUACAAGCAAGGAGAAUCUGUGCGCUCGUAUUACAACUUGAUCCUAAAGAAGGCUGGCCAGUUUCUUACAGAUCUUCAAGUUAAUCUCCUCAAAUUUGCUCUGGCCCUACGGUCAUACUCACCAGCUGUUCGGGCAUCCCAGCAGAUAGCCAGUGAUGAGCCUCCACCUGAGGCUUGUCCUGCCUUUGUCUCCAUCCAUGGUCAACAUAGCUGCAGUACCAAAGACAUCAAGAAGCUCCUGAAGACAGCUGCAGGCAGGCCAAAACCAUUUUUAUACAAGAACGACCACACAUAUCCAGGGGUCAAUAAAACAGAUGUGCCAGUCGUGAUCCUCUAUGCUGAGAUUGGAACCAAGAAGUUCACCUCGUUUCAUAAGGUGCUUUCAGAGAAAGCUGGAGAGGGCACACUUACAUAUGUGCUGCGGCACUUUGUAGCGGAUCCAAAGCCUCAAAAGAUGCUUUUAUCUGGGUAUGGUGUUGAGCUGGCUAUCAAAAGCACAGAAUAUAAAGCUGUGGAUGACACCAAAGUAAAAGAUUCAGGUGCAAAUGCUGAGGAAGACAAUAAUGAUGAAGUCCAAGGGUUUGUUUUUGGAACGUUAAAGAAAUCUCACCCUGAACUCGAGGAGCAACUGGUCGAGCUUCGCAAACAUCUCCUGGAGAGUACAAAUGACAUGGUUCCUCUCAAAGUUUGGGAAAUGCAAGAUCUUAGUGUCCAGGCAGCUGCCAGUAUCAUGUCCGUGCCAAAGUUCGAUGCUUUGAAGCUCAUGCAGGACCUCAGUCAGAACUUUCCGAGCAAAGCCAGAUCACUGACAAGAGUGGCCGUAAAGCCGGAAAUGAGAAAAGAAAUUGAGGAGAACCAAAAGCGUCUCAGUGAGUCCAUCGGUGUACAUCCGGGAGACGGAGAGCUCUUUAUCAACGGACUGCACAUUGAUCUGGACAUUCACAACCCUUUCAGCAUUUUAGACAUCCUCAGAGGAGAGGCCAGGGUCUUAGAGGGGCUUCAUAACUUGGGCAUAAAAGGAGAACAUCAAGGCAAGCUGCUGCGGUUACCUGUGAACGCUGUGGAUGACAGCUACGCCUUAGAUAUCAGACAUCCAGCUAUAAUGUGGAUAAAUGACAUAGAGAAUGACCCAGUGUACCAAAGCUGGCCAACGGGUGUACAGGAGCUCCUCAGGGCCACUUUUCCUGGAGUCAUUCGGCAGAUCCGACGCAAUCUCUUCAACCUGGUGCUGUUCCUAGAUCCAGUUCGGGAAGAAAGUGUUGAGCUGGUGAAAUUAGCAGAGCUUUUCUACAAGCACAAGAUCCCCCUGAGAAUUGGCUUUGUGUUUGUUGUCAACUCCAACGAUGAGAUUGAUGGCUUCUCAGAUGCAGGGGUUGGAUUUUUCAGACUGCUGAAUUACAUUGCAGACGAGUAUGAUUUAUCCCAGGCUCUGAUGUCUAUGGUGUCAUUGUACAACACAGUAGAUGGAGGGGAGCCGCUGUCUGUUGAGACAAUCUCUGCUUACCUUAAGAGAAAAUUCCCUAAAGCCAAUGCUGAACGGAUUCUCGGCGUAGAAUCUGAGUAUGACGACAAAAGAAAAGACGGUGCCCUCUUCUACAAAAAGAGUGGCCUGGGUGCCUUACCACUGGCUUUAUUUAAUGGAGUCCCUCUGAGCCCUGAUGAGAUGGACCCAGAAGAGCUGGAAACCAUCAUUCUGCAGCGCAUAAUGGACACCACCACCGCCUUCCAGAGAGCUGUCUUUAUGGGUCAGUUGACUGAGGGUUCAAAUGUGGUGGACUAUCUCAUGGAGCAGGCAAACGUGGUUCCCAGGAUGAACCCUCUUAUUCUAAGCACUGACCGGAUGUACCUUGACUACACUUCCAAACCAGUUAUAGAUGAUUGGGAGGACACAACUAUGUUUUCAUACUAUGACUCCAGAGACAAAACAGCUGUGAUGGCUAAGAAAAUGAAGUACUUUACAAAUAGUGAUGAGGAUGGGAUGACUGCUGUGACCAUCUGGAUAGCCGGAGAUUUUGAGAAGCUCUCAGGAAGAAAACUGUUACUCAGUGCUCUGAAACGUGUGAAGGCCAGCCCUGGAGUGCGUGUGGGGGUGAUAGAUAACCCCAGCGGAAAGCCAAGAGAAGAUAACACUGUGCUGUACAGGGCUAUCUGGGCCUCUCUCCUCACCCAGAAGAAUAAGGCUGCAGCAGAGUUUGUGCAAAAACUCUUGAGGGAGGAGAGCAGCCAGCUCCUCCAAAAGGGGACCAAGAUGAAGGACUUACUGAUGCAGGGCAUGGACAAAGAUGCCUUUGAGAAAAAGUUCAACACCCUGGAGUUGGAUUUUAUUCGUAGUCAGCAGCUGUUUUGUCAUGAUGUCCUGAAACUGAGUCCUGGACAGCAGGCAGUGAUCAGCAACGGCAGAAUCCUCGGUCCAUUUGAAGAGCAGGAAGAAUUCACUGUGGAGGAUUUCCAGCUGCUGGAGAAGAUUACACUGAGCGGUUCUGCAGAGAAAGUCAAAGCCAAAGUUAAACUGAUGGGGAUGAAAGCAAAGCACGCCAGUGACUUAGUCAUGAAAGUUGAUGCCCUCCUAAGUGCAGCACCGAAAGGAGAGGUCAGGAGAGAUGUCCACUUUAUCAAAGACACCCACAGUGUGCUGCAUCUCUCCCCACGUGAAAACGAGGUUUUCUAUGAUGUUGUGGCCAUCGUUGAUCCCCUCACUAGGGAGGCACAGAAGAUGUCCCCUCUACUGAUAGUGCUCAGUCAAGUGGUCAAUGUGAGACUGCAGGUGUUUAUGAAUUGCAGGGCCAAGUUGUCCGAGAUGCCCCUCAAGAGCUUUUACCGUUUUGUCUUGGAGUCUGAUGUGAAUUUCUUGGCCAACAACACAGUGUCUCCAGGACCAGUUGCCCGGUUCAUGGAGCUCCCGGAAUCUCCUCUUCUCACCCUAAAUAUGAUCACACCAGAGAGCUGGAUGGUGCAGGCUGUCAGCAGCCCCCACGACCUGGAUAACAUCCACCUGCAGGAGGUGAACGGGGUUGUGACAGCAGAGUAUGAGCUGGAGCACCUUCUGCUGGAGGGCCACUGCUUUGACCUGUCAACUGGCCAGCCUCCCCGUGGACUGCAGUUUACCCUGGGCGUGAGUCGGGACCCGCUCAUGUAUGAUACUAUCGUCAUGGCUAACCUGGGAUAUUUCCAGCUGAAAGCCAAUCCUGGUGCCUGGAUCCUCAAAUUACGUAAAGGGAGAUCGGAGGAUAUCUAUCAGGUUCUCACGCAUGAUGGAACCGAUUCCCCUGCAGAUUCUGGUGAUGUCAUUGUUGUUCUGAACAGUUUCCACAGUAAAAUCAUCAAAGUCAGAGUGCAGAAAAAGGCAGAGAAGAUCAAUGAGGAUCUGUUAAGUGAAAAUAGUGAAAGCAAAGGCAUAUGGGACUCUAUAGCAAGCAUCACCGGUGGUGGCUCCAAGAAAGAUGAUGGAGAGAAGAAGAAGGAGGACGUUCUAAACAUAUUUUCUGUGGCCUCGGGCCAUCUGUAUGAGCGCUUUCUGAGAAUAAUGAUGCUGUCCGUCCUUCGGCAUACCAAAACACCUGUCAAGUUCUGGUUCCUCAAGAACUACCUCUCUCCGUCUUUCAAGGAGACCAUCGCUCACAUGGCAGAGAACUAUGGCUUUCAGUAUGAAUUGGUUCAGUACAAGUGGCCCCGUUGGCUCCACCAGCAGACCGAGAAGCAGCGCAUCAUCUGGGGUUACAAGAUCCUCUUCCUGGAUGUUCUGUUCCCCUUGGCUGUGGACAAGAUCAUCUUUGUGGACGCAGAUCAGAUAGUUCGGGCUGAUCUGAAGGAGUUGAGGGAUUUCGACCUGGAGGGUGCUCCUUAUGGCUACACACCAUUUUGUGAUAGCCGCAGAGAGAUGGAUGGCUAUCGCUUCUGGAAAAGUGGCUACUGGGCCUCACAUCUAGGAAACAGGAAGUACCACAUCAGCGCUCUGUAUGUAGUAGAUUUAAAGAAGUUUCGAAAGAUUGCAGCUGGAGACAGAUUACGAGGCCAGUACCAAGCUCUGAGCCAAGACCCCAACAGUCUGUCCAACCUGGACCAGGACCUUCCCAACAACAUGAUCCACCAGGUCGUCAUCAAGUCUCUUCCACAGGAGUGGCUGUGGUGUGAGACGUGGUGUGAUGACACCUCCAAAGUCUCAGCUAAGACUAUAGACCUGUGCAAUAACCCAAAGACCAAGGAGCCCAAGCUAACGGCCGCAGCUAGGAUCGUACCUGAGUGGGUUGAAUACGACAACGAGAUAAAACAGCUACUGAGACAGGAACAGGAACAGGAAGACACGACAACACAACGACAGACUCCUUCUUCCUCACAACAUAAAAAAGUAGACAGCGGACGUGAUGAACUUUAGUGCCUGCCAGCAUCAUUCUGAAGAGGAAAGCAGGCAGCACCUUUUGCAAGCAGGCCUCCUGUGAAGCUUGAAGACAGACAAAAUCCAUCUAAACAUAGCCAAGGAGCGUUGCAACCCCAGCUAAAAAAAGGAUGUGAUAUUUUCAGAGAUUCCAUAUCUGCUUCUGCAGUCAAUACGUCUCACGAAAUUAACACAUGAUGUAAGUGGUAACUGUGAACUUGUGGGGUGCUAUCAGCACUACAAUCAUGGCUGGGUUAUUUUGCCGAAGAAUGAAUUGAACACAGAAAGAAUAGUGGGGUGAGGUCAGUCAAAGCUCUCUUAUUAGGUGUGAGUUUGAGAAUAAAUUGUUGGCAUAUGUUGCACUGAUAAUUUAACAAAAGAAUGGCACAUCUCUAAGAAUCUUAUCUCAAAGCGUAAUUCUUUUGAUGGAAAACUUUCAAAAAGCUGAUGCAUUUAGGUAUUCUUAAUUUGAAGUUGAUUUAAAAUGCUCAAACCAAAGUUUUGACUGACAUAAAGCUAAUCUGUUUUUUAAAUUUCAUAACAACAGGAAAAGUUGUUACAUUUGCCCUCUGGGACUGUAUCACUAUUACUGGGUGUCAUUUUUAUUUUUGCUGAAGGAAGGUAGUCUAGGGCAGGUUUUUAUUUUUCUUACUCCAUGUCUAUUUAAGUUCAGCCUUCCCUUGCAUGAUUUAUUAUCUUAAAAUGGGAUCGAAUAGUUAUUUCAAAAGAUGGCUAUCAUGGGUCUUAAAGGUACAUUUACAUGCAGAGGAUCAUCAAUCCUGCCUCGGUAACGGCUUUAUUUCCUCAUCACUAUUAAACAGGCAGCUUACGUCGAUUUCUGAAAACACAAUAAUGAAGAUCAUUUUCUUUAUUACUUAUUGAACGUCUCUACAGUACAUAGUCGCUCCUUUAUUCUGAAUCAUGAAGUUAAAUGUGUCAUACAAAGUAUGAAUAUAAUGUGAUCCACGUUGAGCAUCACCAUUCAUCAAUAUGAUUAGUUCUGCACAUACGUUUCCUUCAGUCCACAGAUGGAUAAACCUUUAUUUUAAUAUUUGUCAGUGGUUUGUUUGGUUCAGCAGGAAAUAAAAUUGCUUAGGAGUCUCCAGCUACUACUCCAAAACAUCCCCUAAUCUCAGGCAACCCCGUUAAAUGUAAUAAAUGCAAAGUUUUACUAUUUGGAAUGCUAGGCUGUGGUAGAAAUAGUUUUAAAAGUUCAGGUGUCAUGAAGGUUGAAGAAUAUCAGUUAAGCUUAGCAGUCUUUUGCUUAACAGGUUGAUUUUAAAUAACAUUCUGUACAAUUUGCAUCAUGAUCUCUGUCCAAGGCGCUGAUCCUUUGAGCCGUAUGAUGUGUGAGAUGUCUGACUGCCCCCCCACUAUACUAUUUAUGAUAACUGCUCCUGUCUUUAUUUUUUUCCAACACUGUCUCUUACACACCUGUUAAUGCAAUUCAAGCAUCAUGUUUAUAUGACAUCCAGAUAUUUGAGCUCAUACAGGCUAAUAAAUAAUGCAAUAAUAGAUUUUUUUAUUUUUUUUUUAGGCCAUUUGUUAUAAUUCAGAAUUUAGAGGAUGGUCAAAAUGUUGCAAUACUCUAGCCCCUUCAGCAAUCCCAUUUCCAUUUUCAAGGUUUGCAAAUUCUGUGACAUGCUGAGAAAUAGCUGUUUUUAUAUCUUGUGGACGGUAUUGCAUUUUUCUUCUAAUGUCAGGGAGAAUGUUCAAUGCAAUAAAUAAGCCUGGGGAGUGAAUCACUUUUUAAUAAAAUGUUAAAUAUUCAGACCUCCUCCUCGCCCCAAUCAUUUUCCUACUGUCCCUUAGAACAGCUGUUUGCAUAGACAAUUUACCGUUUGUUAACCUAGCCCCUGUACAGCGAUUGUCCAUAUGUAGCUUAGCAACCAUAGUAACUAAGGGGCACUUAACAAAUGAUCUUCUGUCUGUCCCUAAAAAGUCAUGUGAUGCUACAUGUAUAUUAGAUGACUUUGGCUCAGCGAACCAGGAAAGAGGAUGUUAUUGCUAAUCAAAGAAUCCUCAUUUGCACACCGAAGGUCAUGGUUUAUGGAUAAAUUAUAGGAUUUCAACCUGUUAUGUAUGAUGACAGCUUGCGUACAUUUGGCCUCACUGUCUUACGUUUUUCAAUUGUUUCAAUAAUUGUAUUCCACAAUGAUCCAGUGUUUUUUGUCUCAGGAAUAACACGGGUGUCGCUGCUCAACCAACGAAGGCUGUAGUUUUUUUUCUUGUCUUAAGUUUAAAAAAAGAAUGAUGCUGCUCUUAUGACACCCCUCUUUCACUGUGCUGUGUCAAAUAGAAAUGUUUAUAUUACUGUCUGGUGGAAAAAAUAAAUCUUUGCCACAAAAUCAGUGAAUUCUGUUGUCCCCAUGUGUGCUCAGUGGAUUUGUGAUUCAUGCUGUGAAAGAUCUCAAAAUAGGAAAUUGGUUCCUUACAAUAAACCAUUUGAUGUAAUGAUGAUGAAUUAGCAUUUCUAAGUGCCAUUUCUCAAACUGUAGCAAAGUCACCCUC
Messenger RNA from Anoplopoma fimbria (sablefish), 7203 nucleotides. It is a transcript of the gene uggt2, whose product is annotated as UDP-glucose glycoprotein glucosyltransferase 2. Gene Ontology annotation, cellular component: endoplasmic reticulum. The transcript is spliced from 40 exons. Gene Ontology annotation, molecular function: UDP-glucose:glycoprotein glucosyltransferase activity. Bases 127 to 4692 code for a protein of 1521 amino acids. Lineage: Eukaryota; Metazoa; Chordata; Actinopteri; Perciformes; Anoplopomatidae. The record is from RefSeq and is a predicted model, not a curated record.